Messenger RNA from Passer montanus (Eurasian tree sparrow), 1393 nucleotides. It is a transcript of the gene DHPS, whose product is annotated as deoxyhypusine synthase. Gene Ontology annotation, biological process: peptidyl-hypusine biosynthetic process. Gene Ontology annotation, cellular component: cytoplasm. Bases 16 to 1260 code for a protein of 414 amino acids. Lineage: Eukaryota; Metazoa; Chordata; Aves; Passeriformes; Passeridae. Gene Ontology annotation, molecular function: deoxyhypusine synthase activity. The transcript has 9 exons. The record is from RefSeq and is a predicted model, not a curated record.
CACCGUCCCGCCAAGAUGGCGGCGCGCGGCUGUACGGAAAAGCCGGGCGGGAGUGCCGAGCAAGAUGGCGGCGCGCAGCCGUGCGGAGCGGCGAGCGCGCAGGCGUGCGGCGCGGGGGGCGCGGCCCAAGAUGGCGGCGCCCUGAGCCGAGCCAUGGCGGCGCCGGGAGAGGCCCCGGGAGAGGCGCUCCGGGCCGUGCUCCGGCCCAGCGCGGCGCUCCCGGCCGAGGCCCUCCCGGUGCGCGGCUACGACUUCUCGGGCGGCGCGGACCACGCGGCGCUGCUGCGCUCCUUCCGCACCACCGGCUUCCAGGCCACGAGCUUCGCGCAGGCCGUGGCGGAGAUCGAGCGGAUGAUCGCCGCCAAGCUGGAGCCGCUGAGCGCGGAGCAGCGGGAGCGAGCGGCCAUGGCCGGGCCGCGGCCGCCCUCGGGCUGCACCAUCUUCCUGGGCUUCACCUCCAACCUCGUCAGCUCCGGCGUCAGGGAGAGCAUCCGCUACCUCGUGCAGCGGGGAAUGGUGGACGUGCUGGUGACCACGGCCGGGGGGGUCGAGGAGGAUCUCAUCAAGUGCCUGGCGCCCACCUUCAUCGGGGACUUCCAGCUGCGGGGCCGGGAGCUGCGCCAGAACGGCAUCAACAGGAUCGGGAACCUGCUGGUGCCCAACGAUAACUACUGCAAGUUCGAGGACUGGCUGAUGCCCAUCCUGGACACGAUGGUGGACGAGCAGGACAUGCAGGGCGUGCGCUGGACGCCGUCGCGGGUGAUCGCCCGGCUGGGCAAGGAGAUCAACAACCCCGACUCCAUCUGCUACUGGGCCCAGAAGAACAACAUCCCGGUGCUGAGCCCCGCGCUCACCGACGGCUCCCUGGGGGACAUGAUCUUCUUCCACUCCUACAAACGCCCGGGGCUCGUGCUGGACAUCGUGGAGGACCUGCGCCUCAUCAACACCCAGGCCAUCUUCGCCCACAAGACCGGCAUGAUCAUCCUGGGCGGGGGCCUGGUCAAGCACCACAUCGCCAACGCCAACCUCAUGAGGAACGGCGCCGAUUUCUCCGUCUACGUCAACACGGCGCAGGAGUUCGACGGCUCCGACUCGGGUGCGCGGCCGGACGAGGCCGUGUCCUGGGGCAAGAUCCGCGUGGACGCCACCCCCGUCAAGGUUUAUGCUGAUGCCUCGCUCGUGUUCCCGCUGCUCGUGGCUGAGACGUUCGCCCGGAGCGCCGACGCCUUCGCGGUGCCCGCGGGGACCCCCGAGGCCUGAGGGACCCCUGGGGGACCCCCGAGGCACGAGGGACCCCUGAGGCAUGAGGGACCUCCUAGGCUUGGGGGACCCCCGAGGCCUGAGGGACCCCCAGGGCCUGGGGGAUCCCCGAGGCACGAGGGACCCCCAAAGC